This is a messenger RNA of Fusarium fujikuroi IMI 58289, 1317 nucleotides long. RefSeq lists its product as uncharacterized. Lineage: Eukaryota; Fungi; Ascomycota; Sordariomycetes; Hypocreales; Nectriaceae. The transcript is spliced from 8 exons. The record is from RefSeq and is a predicted model, not a curated record. The coding region runs from base 1 to 1317 and encodes 438 amino acids. Gene Ontology annotation, molecular function: methyltransferase activity.
AUGGCUCACUCGAUGGACAACAAUGAACGCGACUCGAGCUCGACUCGCAGCGGCGGCGCUGGUGCUGGCGGGGGGUCCACGGAAUUUCUACAGUCAUCAGCCAUGGCAAGGCCCCCUGCACAGACGACUCUCACCGCCUCAUCGUCGUCCAACUAUGCCUCUAGCGUGUCUAGUGACAGCCAGAUGCAGACAGGGGGCCUCCCCGGGACACCUGUUACCCGACGCUCAGGCGGAUGGGACCGGCAAACGCUCUCCCCGGCGGCGGCUGCAAGGGAAGACCAUGUCGUUAAGACCAACAGUAUAGAGGACUCUUCUGAUUCUUCGGAUGAGUUUGUUGCCAGUUACAAGCCUAUGGAACGUGGGUCGCGGUCCAAACGGUUCUUCCAAGCAUUCGUCGCCAAAUUCACCAAAUCCUCUGUUCGGUACGGUUUGGUGCCGAAUAGCCAGCAAGAACAAGACAGAAAUGUCAUUCAACAUACUGUUAUCAUCAAUAUCUUCAAGGGACUUCACUUAUCGCCGAUAACCUCGAAACCAAAGCGAGUGCUUGAUGUGGGCACUGGACCUGGAACAUGGGCAUUAGAAUUUGCCACGAAAUACCCUUCCUGUUCUGUGUUAGGCGUCGACAUUGAACCAGUCCAUCCACCAUAUACAAAAUCUAACUGCAGCUUUAAAACAUUCGACAUUACGCACGACUGGGAUAUUUUCAAUGGCGGCAAUUUCGAUUUUAUUCACAUCCGACAAUUAGGCGACAUUGGAGACAAGAAGAAGUUGAUCCAAUCAGCGUUUGAUAACCUGAGGCCAGGAGGAUGGGUCGAAUUCACAGAAUGGAUCGCGAUCCUACAAUCACCGAACCACUCAUUGAAGGGCACAGCAUUCCGAAGAUGGAACGAUUUAAUGGAGCAAGGGAUGCAGAAUUUUGGUACAACGCUGAAGUAUCCGGAAAAGUUCAAACCGUUCUUACAAGAAGCUGGCUUUGAGCGCAUCAUAGAGACGAGACACGGAGCGCCGACAAAUGCAUGCUAUCCUGGGAAGAAGCUACAGCGUAUAGGACAUCUUAUGACACAGAAUUGGCUGUUCAUUCUUGAACCAUUGACCAUGCCCGUUUUUACACAGGGCUUGGGUUGGCCGCCGGAUGAGGUCAAGAAGUUUCUGGUGGAUAAUAACGUUCUGUGCCCAAAAGCCGGCACCUGGAUCAUCAACGCCAUCGAAUUCCGCGCCGGCUUCAGUCUCGGCGUCAGUUUCGACUUCUAUGUCGGAAUCCUCGAUGCCGCGAUAGGCCUAGAUGUCGUGGUGGGCUACGGAAUAUCAAGUCUUUAG